CACAGUUUUCUAGUGAUGUUAUGUUUCAGCACGAAUCAAAGGUUGAAGCAGGCUGCACAAGAGGGGAAUAUUGGUGGCCUGUAUGCACUGAUACAGGAGGACUCGUAUAUAUUGGAGCGCAUCAACCUGGUUCCAUUUGUUAAUACUCCUUUGCACAUUUCUGCAUCUGCAGGGCAUACCGAUUUUGCCAUGGAGAUCAUUAGACUGAAGCCAGAAUUUGCGAGGAAGCAAAACCCGGAAGGCAUCAGUGCAAUGCACCUUGCUUUGAAGCAAGGCCAAACAGAUACACUGCUUAUUCUCCUGUCAGUCUACAGAGACCUUGUCCGAGUCAAAGGAAGGGACGGAAAGACUCUCUUGCAUUAUGCAGCCGAGAUUGGAAACAUGGAUAUUUUGGCAAAAUUUUUAGCAGCCUGCCCUGAGUCUAUCAUAGAUCUGACAAUUCGAAAAGAAACUGCACUUCAUCUUGCUGCAAAGAAUGGCAAGUUGGAGGCACUUGAAGUCUUGUUGGGAUGGCUUCAACAUGUUAAUUUAGACACGAUCUUGCAGUGGACUGAUGAUAAAGGCAACACUGUACUGCACAUUGCAGUAUCAAGAAAUCAAUUCCAGGCGGUGAGGCUGUUAAUAAAAAGGGUUGAUAUAAAUGUCAAGAAUUCGGAGGGUUUAACAGCCAUGGACAUAGCAGAUCGCCAAGGAUCAGUUUACAUUAAUAAUACCGAUAUUAGAAGUUUAUUACUCCAAAGAGGAGCUUUGAGAGCUUCUUCACUCCCUAUAUGUCCUACUCUUGCAGAUUCUCUGAGGAAAGAGAUGUCAUUGCUCGAAAGAUGGGUUUUGUGUAGUCAUCUCACAAGAAGUUGCAUGUCAAAUGAGAAUCGCAACAGUCUUCUAGUGGUAGCUGUCCUGAUUGCAACAACCACAUUCCAAGCUGUGCUCAGCCCACCAGCUGGGUUCACUCCCGUUCCUCAUAAAACCAGCAGCGCCGGUUCCAAUAGUACUGGUGAACCAGAUGUACCACCAAACAUUGGCUUUCAUUCUUUGGUAGCAUGGAAUUGUUUCCUGGCUCUGAACACCAUGGCUUUCUUGAUAUCCGUAUCCGAGAUAUGUUUGAAAGAGGUGGUUUCAUUUUUCGAAAAAUACAGAGAAAAUGCAUUUACUUCUGCUUUGAUUGAUGCUAAAGAAAUUGCUGAUGAAAUGAAAAUUGAGCCAGAAUUUCAAGUAAAGCGUAAGUCCAUAAGAAAAAAACAUUUUGAUGAAAUUCCUAAUACUGAGAGGGAGUAA
Molecule: messenger RNA, 1275 nt
Organism: Argentina anserina (silverweed cinquefoil)
Lineage: Eukaryota; Viridiplantae; Streptophyta; Magnoliopsida; Rosales; Rosaceae
Product: ankyrin repeat-containing protein BDA1-like
Exons: 3
Coding region: 16-1275 (419 amino acids)
Molecular function (GO): protein binding
Source: RefSeq, a predicted model, not a curated record